This is a messenger RNA of Aspergillus versicolor CBS 583.65, 287 nucleotides long. RefSeq lists its product as uncharacterized. The annotation marks the transcript as partial. The record is from RefSeq and is a predicted model, not a curated record. The transcript has a single exon. NCBI's taxonomy places the organism in Eukaryota, Fungi, Ascomycota, Eurotiomycetes, Eurotiales, Aspergillaceae.
UGAUCUGACAACAUGCGCUUCUCAAUUGGACUGGAAAGACUGGCAACCUUCGCUACUAUAUGGCCAGGAAUAGUCGGUGCUCGGUCUAUCCCUGACUCCAAAUCUUACUCCGAUGAUAACUGGGAUGUAAACCCAGAGAACAUCAUCACGCGCGAUGUCUGCGUUCUCAGCAGCAGUGCCUCCGGUAUAUACACCGCUAUCUGUCUGCAAGAGCUAGGCUAGAGUAUUACUCUUGUUAAGAAGCAGGACUAUCUCAACAGACACACAAGAAUAUACUAUAACCCAGG